AGAGAGAUUGGUCUUCGAGGUUAAACGGACGGGCCAUCGUUUGCUCGGGUCGCGACGAACUCGACGAAAAACGACAAUGGAGAGCGCCCUUGCCUCGGCCGCUUCCAUCGCCGACCAAAGACACAAGAUCGAGCAGUACAAGCUCAUUCUCGCAUCAGUUCUCUCCUCGUCCACCGGCGUCUCACAAGCAAAGCGUUUCAUCGAUCACAUGGUCUCGGACGAGGUUCCGCUGGUGGUCUCUAGGCAGUUGCUACAGACCUUCGCUCAGGAGUUGGGCAGGCUCGAGGUAGACAUCCAGAAGGAGAUCGCUCAUUAUGCUCUGGCUCAGAUUCAACCGAGGGUCGUGUCAUUCGAGGAACAGGUGCUGAUCAUCAGAGAGAAACUGGCUGAACUCUAUGAGUCUGAACAACAGUGGUCAAAAGCAGCACAGAUGUUGAGUGGGAUUGAUUUGGAUUCUGGAAUUAGGAUGCUUGACGAUAUCUAUAAGCUCUCAAAAUGUGUCCAAAUUGCUCGCCUUUAUCUUGAGGAUGAUGAUGCUGUUAAUGCAGAGGCUUUUAUUAACAAAGCUUCUUUCUUAGUCAGCAAUAGUCAGCAUGAAGUGUUAAACUUACAAUAUAAGGUUUGUUAUGCUAGGAUACUGGAUUUGAAGAGGAAGUUUUUGGAAGCUGCACUUCGUUAUUAUGAUAUUUCCCAGAUUGAGAAACGUCAAAUUGGUGAUGAGGAGAUUGAUGAGGAUGCACUGGAACAAUCUCUCAGUGCUGCUGUGACAUGUACAAUAUUGGCUGCUGCUGGACCUCAGCGAUCCCGCGUUCUUGCUAACUUGUAUAAGGAUGAGAGGUGCUCAAAACUGAAAGUUUAUCCUAUUCUGCAGAAGGUGAAUCUUGAGAGAAUUUUGAGGAAACCAGAAAUUGAUGCAUUUGCAAAGGAGCUGAAAGCACAUCAGAAAGCUCUUUUACCAGAUAACUUUACAGUGUUGGAUCGUGCAAUGAUUGAGCACAAUCUCCUGAGUGCCAGCAAAUUAUACACAAAUAUAAGCUUUGAGGAAUUAGGAGCUUUAUUAGGAAUUCCCCCACAAAAGUCUAUGAGUACGAGUGGUGGGAUGAAAUGAUAGAGAAGAUGAGGGUUGCUAUCUCGAAGGUGCCUCACAUUGGAGAUUCAAAGUUUUAUGAGGUUGUUCAUGAUGUUUUGGUAGAGUGUUCGAAUAAAAGCAACAUGCCUCCAUUGUUUGGUGCAUUCUUUGAAUCUGAGGUAAAACUCAAAAAUUUUAACUUUCUAUGUUUUAGAAAAUUAAAAAUAUUAGUUCAUGUUUAACUAGCAAUUUUUUUAUAUAGGUAUUAUAGGAAUGAGUGGCUCCCUGAAUCUCCCAAUUGUCUUCUUCCUCAUAGGGACAUCGAAGUAUCAAGGGAAAGGAAAAAAUGUUGAAAGAUAUUACUCCAAUUCAUCAGAAUGAAGAAGGGUCAAUGAAUUUGCCUCUUUUUCAGUCGCCGUUGAUGAUUUUUCCGAUAAUGAUGCAAUGCGCGACCGUGGUUUGAUGUCUCCAACUAAGAAUAUUCAAGAUUGACACAUCCAUAAUAAAUGAAAAUAAAUUAGAAAUAUUUAAGAUCACGCAUCUGCAAAUUUAAUUUUUAUCGCAAUUAACAUUUUCUAUUUUGGUAUUAAAUAGGAAUAAUUAUAAUCCCUAUUAAGAUUAAUAUAUAUUUUUAUUUAGAAUAUUUAUUUUGAUAUUUGUUGUCGAUUAAUCUAAAAAAGAAGUCUAGAGUCUUUAUUUAAAUGAAUAAUAACAUUUUCAAUUUAAUUUCUGUGGGAGACAUGGAGAGUUUUUUCUCUGGGUGAGGAUAUUUUCUUCUUUGCUUCAUCAACUUCAUCCAAGUUCUUGAAUUGUUUGAUGGUUCAACUUUUGGUAUUGGGUCAAAAACUUCUGUAUCUAUUGAGUUGAUCUUGCUAGAACUAUGAGAUGAUACUAAAAUUUUGGAAAGAAUUGUCUAAUAGUCAAAUUCUGACUAUUUAAUAGUCGGAUGAUGAAUAAAUGUAAGUGGAAAUUGAAUUCCAACAUCAAGGACCAUUUGGAAAAUGAUUUUGCAACUUGGUAGAGGAAUGUAGGUUCCUUUUUGUUGGAGAAGUUGUGUGCAAAAGGUAGGAAUUUGCUAUGUGACACAUGAUCUUAAUUCUCCCAAGUUUUGCCUGACUUCGAAUCAACCUUUUCCCGAUCGUCCUUAUUUUAUCUUGGGUCAGGUGCAGGCAUACAGUCUCGAAAGGUUCUAGUUGUUUCAUCUGAACAAUAGAUGCAAAUCAGAUGAAUUUGGGAUUCAGUUGGCUUGUGAAGGUAGGUCCAUUUAGUUAAUGUAGUUCAUAAGAAAAUUGAGACAUGUACACUGUUGCUCAGUGCAUGCAAAAUUUGUGCAGGAUCAUGUCAAAAAAUUGAACUGAUUUGUGGAAAAUAGUGAGAAAGGAUUAUUGAAGUAGCAAACAUGUGGGAGGUGAGAGUUCAAUUAAAGAGUCAGGUGAUAGUUGAAUAUUAGAAAGUCUGGGAGAAAGCUUUUGUAGUAUAAAAGAGUAACAAUUUCUUUUGAACGUGAUUCAAUCUGCGCAAAUUUAACCUAGUCAAUAAGAAGCUGACAUGUGUCUAGGCAGUUCUCAAUUAACAGCUGAAAUUCGUUACAAGUACAAGAUGGAGCUACUUGGACAAUUUGGCCAUGCAUUGAAUCUUUAAUAUUCACUUUGAAACCUAUAAAAAGGGGGUCAUAACUUCAUGAGAAGGAGACUAUAGGGAAUGUAUCGAAAUACCUGCUACAAUUUUUCAGAAAGCUCUUGGCGACAAACUUCUCAUCACCUUGGACAUGCUACUCCACUUUGAUCUAGCUCACCCUCCACUUCAAUCCACUUAGUGCUAAAGAUUGCUUGGCCAAACCUAACCUGACUCCACCCCCAUUUUAAGUAGUUUGAUCAAAUUGAACCUAUCACUCCACUCAACCCGCCCUAUUUGUCCCGAGUUGAUCCCAUCUAGCUAACUUUCCUCGACUGGGGGUUGAGUUUGUCGAAGCAGCUAUCAUACAUCUAGAUUGCAAUAAUUUUCAUCCUAACACUGCCUAAAAGAGUGUUUAAUGGGUUUCAUGAAGUAUGUUUUAUUUGCUUUCUAAUGAAAGUUUCAUUUUGCUCUUCCACCCAAGCAAAAAAAUCAGAGAUUUUUUUUCUUUUUCAUUAUCUUUCUUUAUUUCUUUCACUACUUCAUUCCCUUAGACAGUCUUAGAAAAAAUAUUGGCAUUAUAUUCUCCAUGCUCAGAUUAUUUCUUGGCUCUUCUGUUAAUAUGAAACAAUCUGUUGAAUAUGUGCUGCUACUGAGAACUCUAUAGUUACUUGUGUUUCUAUUAUAUUGCAGAGCACUCACUACCUUGAUCCUAAUGCUAAAUUGCAGUGCAAUGUGGUUCCAUUCUUAGUAAUGUUGUCAGAAAUUGU
This is a messenger RNA of Zingiber officinale, 3453 nucleotides long. Its product is annotated as COP9 signalosome complex subunit 4-like. Bases 77 to 1108 code for a protein of 343 amino acids. Gene Ontology annotation, cellular component: cytosol; COP9 signalosome. Lineage: Eukaryota; Viridiplantae; Streptophyta; Magnoliopsida; Zingiberales; Zingiberaceae. The transcript is spliced from 12 exons. The record is from RefSeq and is a predicted model, not a curated record.